Messenger RNA from Gongylonema pulchrum, 224 nucleotides. The record is from the annotation of a GenBank genome assembly. NCBI's taxonomy places the organism in Eukaryota, Metazoa, Nematoda, Chromadorea, Rhabditida, Gongylonematidae.
UUGGAAUUUUAUAGUGCUUCGCUUGACGGUGGACGAAUUUGGUCAAGGGAGUACCACUGCUUGGUUGGUGAUUUGCCUCAUGUUGGCGGUGCCGCAGCGGUUGCUCUGAAUCCAGUUGACGGCACUAUGGCUGUCUCUGUUGGUAAAACCGAUGGUAAAAUAAAAAUUUGGCGAAGCAAGAAGUUUUUGCAUCGUUAUACAGUCCCCAACGAUUUUAUGUAAAA